AUGUCAGCCAGAUUGAUAAUGUCAGCAUUGGGCCGUAACGUCGCGUCGAGCAGCAGACAAGCUUCACGGCUGUCAUUAUCCCAGCAGGUAGCUGCUCCACGCUCAGCGUCAGCCCAGCUGCGAUCACAAUCACUGUUGCACGCACCUCGAUCCAUCAACUCAACAUCAUCUCAUGCUGCGCCUCGUCUUCAGCAACGAUGGUUCCGCACGGCACCUACGCUGCACAAUGACCGAUCACGAAUCGAAGCAUUCAUCCCCGAGACCUCCCCCUCAGCCGACUCUCACGCAUCCAAGACGCCUUCCAGCGACGAGUCAGCAGCACCCAUCCCAGUAACCGGCGAACGCACACCCAUUGGUCAUAUCGAACAGCGUCUCGCCAUCACAUUCACCUGCACCGUAGACGCGUGCGGCCACCGAAGCUCACACGAGUUCUCGAAAAGAUCCUACACCAAGGGCAUCGUCAUCGUCCAAUGUCCAGGCUGCAAGAAUCGCCACCUGAUCGCCGACAACCUCUCCUGGUUCACAGAGAAUGAGGGCGAACCCAGGACCAUCGAACAGAUGAUUGAGGCCAAAGGUGGCAAAGUCAGAAGAGGCACUGUGGAUGGCGAAACGGGAGAGACGAUCGAGAUUCUUUCUUAG
Pseudozyma hubeiensis SY62 is the source of this 639-nucleotide messenger RNA. RefSeq lists its product as hypothetical. Gene Ontology annotation, molecular function: protein-folding chaperone binding; zinc ion binding. Gene Ontology annotation, cellular component: mitochondrion. The transcript has a single exon. Gene Ontology annotation, biological process: protein stabilization; protein import into mitochondrial matrix; protein folding. The record is from RefSeq and is a predicted model, not a curated record. Lineage: Eukaryota; Fungi; Basidiomycota; Ustilaginomycetes; Ustilaginales; Ustilaginaceae. Bases 1 to 639 code for a protein of 212 amino acids.